AUGAUUGAACUUCAUGAAACACAAUCUACUAUUCUCCCCACUAUUUCCGAUAAUGAUAAAUCUCAUGAAAAACUUAAACGUGAAUUAAAAAGUCGACAUAUAACUAUGAUAGCUAUCGGUGGAAUUAUUGGUCCUGGCUUACUUGUCGGCUCAGGUACGGCAUUAGCAUACGCUGGUCCUGCAGGUGCCUUGAUUGCUUUUGCUGCCACUGGAAUAAUUGUGUUUUUCGUUAUGCAAUCACUCGGUGAGAUUUCUACUGCAAUUCCCGUGAGCGGUGCAUUUACGGAUUUUGCUGAUCGAUUCUGUGAUCCUGCACUGUCGUUUGCUGUAGGUUGGAUCUACUGGUAUCUUUGGAUAACAGUUCUUGCUAACGAAUAUAAUGCCAUAUCUGUCGUCAUUAUGUAUUGGACUCAAGUUGUACCUCAAUGGGCUUGGAUCAUUCUUUGGUGGUUCAUUUUUCUUGCACUUUCGCUUGUUGGUGUUCUCGUUUAUGGUGAAAUCGAAUUUUGGCUUAGUUUAAUGAAGAUUUUAGCGAUUCUCGCUUACUUUAUUCUUGCCAUUCUCAUAGAUGUUGGUGUCAUUGGAGGCACCUAUAUUGGUACACGUUACUGGCAAAAUCCAGGUUCAUUUGCAGAUGGAAUUAAUGGUAUAGCUCAAGUAUUUGUUGUAGCUGGUACACUUUAUGCAGGCGUUGAAAUGGUUGCUGUUACUGCUGGUGAAUGUCAAAACCCACGACGUGCUGUUCCACGAGCAAUUAAACAAGUAUUCUGGCGAAUUGUUAUCUUCUAUCUAGGCACAAUCUUUUUCAUCGGUCUAUUAAUUCCUUAUAAUUCACCUCGUCUUCUUUCUGCUCAAUCAAAGACGGCUGCAUCACCUCUAACUAUCUCUCUACAAGACGCUGGUAUUCGUACAGCUGCUCACAUCAUUAAUGGACUUAUUGUUCUAUCUGUUGUAUCUGCUGGUAUGUCAUCUAUCUAUGUCACAUCGCGAACCAUUUGCUAUCUAGGUAAAACAGGACGAGCACCAAAAUUUCUGGGAAUAACAAAUAACAAUGGCGUUCCAUGGCCAGCGAUUUUCUUUUGUAAUCUAUUUGCAUGUAUUUGUUUUAUCAGUCAAGGUCCAGGUGGAGCUGGUACUGCUUAUACAUAUUUAAUCAAUCUGUCUGGCGUCUCUACAUUUAUCGUUUGGGCAGUCAUAUGUCUCACACAUAUUCAAUUUCGUCGCGGAUUAAAAGCACAAGGAGUGAAUAUUAAUGAUCUACCGUUUCGUGCAAUGUGGUAUCCCUAUGGUGCUUAUUUCGGAUUUGCAGCUAAUGUAUUUCUCAUAUUCUUUCAAGGAUAUACUACAGUUCUUCCACCAUUCAACAUAAUUUCCUUUACAAUCUCUUACAUUCUCAUUCCUGUGUUUCUAAUUCUAUUCUUCGGAUAUAAAUUUUGGAAAAAAACUCGAUGGGUACAACCAUCUCAAAUGGAUAUCUGGUCUGGUAGACGUGUGGUUAAUGAAGAAGAGAACAACACAAAGAAUCAGACAAUAUGGUCACGCAUUAAAGCUAUCAUUAUAUGA
Adineta steineri is the source of this 1563-nucleotide messenger RNA. The record is from the annotation of a GenBank genome assembly. NCBI's taxonomy places the organism in Eukaryota, Metazoa, Rotifera, Eurotatoria, Adinetida, Adinetidae.